Messenger RNA from Naegleria gruberi, 882 nucleotides. RefSeq lists its product as uncharacterized. Gene Ontology annotation, biological process: protein phosphorylation. Gene Ontology annotation, cellular component: nucleus; mediator complex. The annotation marks the transcript as partial. Lineage: Eukaryota; Heterolobosea; Eutetramitea; Acrasida; Naegleriidae. The transcript is spliced from 5 exons. Gene Ontology annotation, molecular function: ATP binding; cyclin-dependent protein serine/threonine kinase activity; RNA polymerase II CTD heptapeptide repeat kinase activity. The record is from RefSeq and is a predicted model, not a curated record.
GUGGCCAUCAAAUCAUUCAAAUUAAAAUUGGCAAGAGAGAGUGAAGGUAUUCCCUUCUCGAUCUGUAGAGAAAUCAAUUUAUUGAAGGAAUUGGAUCAUCCCAACAUUCUAAAAGUUAAAGAUAUUGUUUUGGAUAAAUCUGAUGGGUUGUUCUACAUGGUAACACCUUAUUGUAAAUUGGAUUUGGAGAAAUUAUUGCAUUAUCAUAAGAAACAAAUUACGGAUAUGAAUAACAAACGACUACACCCUAAAUUGGAUAAAGGAGUUGUGAGGUCAAUAUUGUAUCAAAUGCUAUGUGGAUUGGAUUAUUUACACAAAGCAUGGGUGAUACACAGAGAUUUGAAACCUGCAAACAUAUUGAUACAUGAUGAAGGUAAUGACAGAGGUGUUAUAAAAAUUGCUGACUUUGGAUUGGCUCGUGUAUUUAAAGAUCCACUCAGGAAAUUGGCAGAUGAUGGACCUGUUGUCACCAUUUGGUAUAGAGCUCCUGAAUUAUUACUUGGAGCUAAGCAUUACACUCCAGCUGUGGAUAUUUGGAGUUUGGGAUGUAUUUUUAAUGAGCUCAUUACUACCAAACCAAUAUUUGAAGGCAGAGAGAACAAUAAGGAACAAUUUCAAAGAGAUCAAUUGGAGAAAAUAUUUUCAGUUCUUGGAACUCCAACAGAGGCAGACUGGCCAACAAUUAAGGAUUUGGAUUUUUAUCAAAUGAUUGGAACUAUACCAAAAUAUACACCAAAUUUGGAAAAUCAUACAGAGCUACCACCUGACUCACCAGAGAUGGAUUUAUUGAAACAACUAUUGUGUUAUGAUCCAUCAAAAAGAAUAACAGCAUCUGAAGCCCUUAAACAUCGACUCUUUGAACAGAAUAAGAAUUAUUCCUAG